AGAUAGUUGCUCUAUGGUCGAAAUGCAAGCAUGCACACAACGUUUGAAUCACUCCUUGCUCCCCUCGCAGACUGACAAACGCCUGGUUUAUUCGAACGCUACUUGAACCACUAUCCUUUACAGCGUGAUGUGUAAGUGGGGAAAACGCCACAUGGCCCAGCCCAUCCAACAGCUCACCUCAGACACAGAGAGCACGACGGACAGGGAGAAAGUCCCCUUCACACUGAUCACAUGCAAAGAGAAUUAUGAGAAGAGAGUCUACAACCAAGCCAGCUGGGCAUGUAUCACUGUGCGAGAGGACACGUACGAGCAGAGCAUCUGUGCCGGCUUCAUGAAGCUCAUGAGAUAUAUCUGCCAGCAGAAUACCUCAGGUAACUACCUGGGUAUGACCCUUCCCAUUGUGACAGUGGUGAGGACUGAUGACUCCCGCUCCAGCCUAUCCAGAGAUGUGACGGUGGCCUACUACUUACCAUCCCAACACCAGGACCAACCCCCCACACCCUUUGACCCUGACAUCACCAUGGAGACAUGGCCUGCCACCGUAAUCUACAGCAGGUCGUUCAGUGGACCCACUACUGAGACCUCUAUCCUAGGGGAGAUCCAUGCUCUGGGCGAGGUGCUGGACUCUCCACAGCUGUGUGUGAGUGAGUCCUUCAUCGUGGCCGGCUAUACCAGCCCCGCAGCCGCACACCGACACAACGAAGUCUGGUUCCUGGAGCGCUGCUGAAGUGGCACUACAUUAUUAACACAAAGUAAACAAAUGAUAAACACUCAUUACUGCGAACCAAAUCGAAAGCCUCACACAAACCAAAAAUAGCAGAAUUUCAUAAAAUUGGAUACAGUUUACGUCAAAGAAACGAGUACACAAGUAUUUUAAUUGGGCUGUGGUCUCAGGCAGAUAAUAUAUAAUACAGUUUUUUACGAUCACUUUGGCACAAUUUCAGAACCAAAACUCAAAACGGUCAUCACUUGUAACACAGGCUGUCCCAUGUUCAAAACAUUGCAUUGUGCAUUCAUAUAUUUAAUGAAAUCUUGCACUUGCAAAAUCAUUAUUUCAAAUAACAAAUUUAUCAUGAAAUACCGUAGGAACAUUAAUUUAGAUCACCCACACACAAGAUAGUGAAACUAUGUAGUUGGUCAUACAAACAUAUUGUAGUACAAAAUGUGAUACAUGUACCAUAAUGAAAUAUGUAAAUACAUCACUAAAAUAACUAGUAGAGCGAAUACUACAGACACAGUGGAAUCAUUGAACAAAGAGACAUUUAUUGAUGAAAUACAAUAGUCACAACAGGUUUCUUUGAAUCAAAGCAAAAAUAAUUAGCUACAAAAAAAAUGAGAAACUACAGUAAAACAUCAACUGCAGUAUUCCUCACCUGGCUUACUGUAAAAAGCUAAACAAAGGAUUGAUUACUGUACUUCUAUAUUUCCAUCAAACCUGUCUUGUGGGUUUGGCCACAGGUUCUCAUCCACAUCACAAUGGAUGUUUUCAUUAGCCAAACAUCUUGGGAAGAAUCUUCGGGCAUGGCGAAUACAGGCCUGACACAGGUUAGCCGUGAUGUCAUUGCAUGCGUCAUCCAUGGCCUGGAGAAGGGUGGCUUAUUCAUGAGGGCACCUAUCCUAUACCUUCCACCACCAUGUGGAGAAAAAUUCCUCAAUUGGGUUAAGGAGAGAAUGGGGGUAAGUACAGGGUGGUAAAUUGUGGUUGGGCCUGAAACCAUGCUUGCACCAUUUGAGCAUGGUGGAACCUGACAUUAUCCAACACAAUGACAUAGGUCAUGCCAUCAGCUCUACAGACCUGAUUUAGCUCAUAAAGAAAGGUUACAAGGAGAGCUGCAUUAUAUGAUCCAAUACGAGGUCUGUGUCCCACCACACCAUCUUCUGAUAUAGCAGCACAAAUGGUGACGUUGGCCCCAUGUUGUCCAGGUACUUGGAUGGUUGACCACUGGCCAAUGACUGACCUCUCCUCCUUGUCUUGGCCAGGUUGAAGCCUGCCUCAUCCAAAAAGAGGAAUUUGUGAUGGUUUUUGUUAGCAUCCAGCUCCAUCACCCUCUAAAAAGUCAUUUGGAAAGAUAAUUACUGAUUACAAUGAUGUAGAUUUUUGGGGGUUAUUUUUCACAACAGGCAUCUUGAAACUGAACAUACUCGGUCCUCAGUUGCUUCACUCUGUCUGCAUUUUUUUCAAAAGGCACAUGGUAUAGCUGGUUUAGAGACACCUGGUGCCUUUUCAGCAUGCGGCUUCCACACUUUUCAACUUAUGGCUUCCACAUUGUUGAACAUUGUCCAAGAUGUGCUGCUGAUUUCUGUAAGACGAAUAUCAUUUCUGGCCAGAACCAAAUUGACCACAGCCCGCUCUUAUUGGUCAGUCAGAAUUUUGCUUCUGCCUCCCCUAUUUGGCCUAGUCUCAAUUCUGCAGGGAACGUUACAGUAAGACAUUACAGUAAGACAGGUAGGCCAGUUGAACAAGUUCUCAUUUCCAACUGCGACCUGGCCAAGAUAAAGCAAAGCAGUGCCACAAAAAACAACAGAGUUACACAUAAACAAACGUA
Messenger RNA from Oncorhynchus mykiss (rainbow trout), 2546 nucleotides. RefSeq names its product heme-binding protein 1. The record is from RefSeq and is a predicted model, not a curated record. Gene Ontology annotation, molecular function: heme binding. Lineage: Eukaryota; Metazoa; Chordata; Actinopteri; Salmoniformes; Salmonidae.